Messenger RNA from Lactuca sativa (garden lettuce), 1008 nucleotides. RefSeq lists its product as uncharacterized. Lineage: Eukaryota; Viridiplantae; Streptophyta; Magnoliopsida; Asterales; Asteraceae. The record is from RefSeq and is a predicted model, not a curated record.
AUGAAUAAAGAAAUUUUCAACAACUCUGAAGAAAAUAAUUCAGAAGAAAAACAAAUCUUAACUUAUGUUGAAGAUGAAGACGGCUUUCAUGCAAAUCUUUUAAUAAAACAAGACCUUCUCUCUCGAGUUAAGAAAAUAGAUUUAGAAAUAAAGAAAGAAAACAUUUUCAAAAAUGUUCCUUCUAAACUUAGUAUUCUAAAUCCUCUUAAAAGGAAAAAUGAAAUCUUCUACUUUGUUAGUACUAAAGAAAUUUCCGUAGACAUAAAAGAUACAAUAGGAGCUGUCUUUCUACCCCUUUUAACUAAGGAACAAAUAAACAAUAACUUAAAAAGUAUUCCAGUUGAGAUUAGAUCAAAAAUUAGAAUGGUUCAUAUCGGAGCUGUAAAAAUUUUGAUAAAAUCCCAAUUCCAAGCAGGAAUAAAUUCUCCCAUAAAAAUGGCCUUAAUUGACAACAAAAUUACUGACAGACAUGACUGCAUCUUAGGUGCUGCAAAGGGAAACCUUGCUUACCAGAAGUUUAUGUUUUCAGUCUAUCCAAAGUUUGCUCUAGAUUUAAAAUCUACAAAUAUAGAUAAAGCCUUAUCUUUUAUACAUCACUUUGAAAGAAGUGAACUUAUGAGUCCAGGUAAAACAGUCAAUAUUAAAACUCUUGACGAUAAUACUGAAAAGAAAGAAUACGUUUUCUCUACUUCUGGAAAAACUGGUAUUCAAACAAUUGUAAAUCAUUGCAAUAAUCUCAACCAGAUCAUUGCAAGAUCCUUUAUGGUUAAAAAGAAUCUUGAUAAAAAUGAUUUUGAAAAAUUCUUCGAAGUUAUUGAAAGACAAAAUAAAUUAACUAUCAAGUUAACCCAGUCUAUUGACAGACAUUCUAUUCUUUUAGAAAACUCUUUAAAAAACAACCAAUUUGUUGAAGAAGUCGCCAAAAAGGCAAAUAUUGAGGGCACUCUUAAGGAAACCAACCUUAAAAUCAGUAAUAUACAUGAUCAGUUAAAACAACUAAUAGGAUGA